This is a messenger RNA of Arabidopsis thaliana (thale cress), 4954 nucleotides long. Its product is annotated as RGPR-like protein. The record is from RefSeq and is marked reviewed. Lineage: Eukaryota; Viridiplantae; Streptophyta; Magnoliopsida; Brassicales; Brassicaceae. The transcript is spliced from 11 exons. The coding region runs from base 394 to 3558 and encodes 1054 amino acids. Gene Ontology annotation, cellular component: endoplasmic reticulum; Golgi stack.
UAAAAAUGCGGUCAAUAAUCGAUAGUUAUUGGCUCAUAAUCGUCACUAUGAAAUAUUUAUGAAUCUUAUGGAAACAUACAUAUAAGGGUAAAUCCGGAAAAAAAUAAUAAUCAAAGAGUCUCUCUCUCUCUCUCUCAUUCGAUCUCGACGAUUUCACCGACUAAUCGGAGUUUGGAUCGGAGAUUAGAUCCGGGAAAUCACUGACGAAUCCUUUCUGGAUUUUGGAUCGGUCUAUGCUUCUCUACUCUACUUGAUCUUGAUCUUCUAGAAAUUUAACUUCGUUUUGCAAUUGAUCGUCUCGCUUUAAGAAGCUUGCAGAUCCGUUGAUCUCUUUCUGUGAUUUUGCGGGGUUUAGGGUUAGGGUUUUAAUUUCGAUUUCGGUUGUCAAUUUUGAUGGCUUCGACUGCUGAUUUCCUCCUGGAUGAUCAAACGGACGAGGAUUUCUUCGACAAACUUGUUGAUGAUUCCUAUACUCCUACCGCUUCAUCCUCUGCCAAGGAGCUGAAAUUCGAUGACGGUAGUGAUUCCGAUGACGCCAAAGCUUUUGCUAAUCUCUCCGUCGUUGACGAUGUUUUGGGUGAUGGAGAUGUCGCAUUGAAUGAAGCAGGUUUGGGGAACGAUGUUGCAAACGAGGGUACAAGUGGUUCGGUGGGAAAAGAAGAGCCUUCUUCAUCUAUUGCUCCGGAAGCUGUUCAAUUUGUCAACAGUGAUGCAAAUAGGUUAAGGGAUGUUGAUGUGGUGCGAUCGGAGGUGGAUGAUAUGGCACUAACUGAAACAGGAAAAGAGAGUAAUAUAGUCGAUGGAUCUGGGAGUCCUGGGGUUAAGGAGGUUGACUGGGGCUCGUUUUAUGCAGAUUCAUCUGUAAAUGACGGUGGUGGGUUUGGUUCAUACUCUGAUUUCUUCACUGAGUUGGAUGCAACUGCAGGAAAUGUACAGGGACAGGCGGAGGUAGCUGUGGCCACUGGAGGAAACUUAGUAGCCAAUGAUACAAUUAACACAAGUGUUGGUUUAGAUAAUUCGGCAGGCUUUGAGCAACACCAGGGUCAAGUGCAACACGAUUCUGGAAGCGGGCAGUAUGUGGAUAACAGUCAAUCUUGGGAAAAUCUCUAUCCUGGAUGGAAAUAUGAUGCAAGUACUGGUCAAUGGUAUCAAGUUGAUGGUCAGGAUGCAACCGUUAAUUCACAGGAGAGCUAUAUUAACUCAACAGGUAACUGGGAAAGCGUUGCUGCUGAUAACUCGGAUGUUGCUUAUCUGAAACAGAGUACAACAUCUGCAAUGGCUGGCACAGCUGAGAGUGUGUCUACAUGGAACCAGGUUUCACAAGUGGGCAAUGGAUAUCCAGAACACAUGGUAUUUGACGCCCAGUAUCCUGGAUGGUACUAUGACACAAUUGCUCAAGAAUGGCGCUCUCUGGACAGCUACAACCAGGCUUCCCAAACAACUGUAACUGGUCAAGCUCAUGAUCAGCAAGUUCAGAACGGUCAUGCUCGUACAACUACGUAUCACAAUAAUAGCCAGAGUAGUGUGUAUGAUGUUAACAACAAAAACCAGACAUUCAAAGCGCAAGACUUUGCUAUUCAGGGCCAACACGGAAGUUGGGACGAAUCUUACUAUGCCAACAAUCAGCAGGCUGGAAACACUUGGCAACCAGUAAAUGUAGGUAAGGCUGAGCCUGCGGUAACUUCUGAUUCAUUAUCACGCUUCGGAGGAAACCAGCAAGUAAAUAAUUUGUACAGUACAGAAUCUGUGGCUGAACAGUUUAAGCCAAAUACGAUUGGAGCCCAGAGCUUUAUCCCUCAGCAUAUGAAUGUGGCUAGUGCCACACAAAAUGGACCAUUGAGUUUCUCAAACGAUUUGUAUAAUAGACAGCAAUCGGUAGAUCAUGCUCAAAAGUCUUUUCAGAACAAUCAGCUUUUCUCCCCAAGUGUGGGAAGAUCAUCUGAUAGGCGUCCACCACACGCACUAGUCAGUUUUGGAUUUGGUGGGAAGCUCAUUGUUAUGAAGGAUAAUAAUGGUUCUCUGCAGAAUACAUCAUUUGGGAGUCAGGGGAUUGGGGGAAGCUCCAUCACUGUCUUAAACUUGGCAGAAGUUAUUUCUGGGAGUGCCUCUUAUUCCAGUCCCGGGGAAGACUCUUUGAGCUACUUUCGUUGUCUGCAUCAACAAUCUCUUCCAGGCCCUUUGGUAGGGGGAAAUGUUGGAAGUAAAGAGUUGCAUAAGUGGAUUGAUGAGAGACUCUUGCAUUGUGAAUCUUCCAACAUGGAUUUUUCAAGAGGGAAACUCUUAAAGAUGCUUCUUUCUUUGCUCAGAAUAUCUUGUCAGUAUUAUGGGAAACUCCGAUCUCCUUUUGGCUCUGAUGCAUCGCAAAAGGAAACGGAUACUCCAGAAGCAGCAGUUGCUAAACUUUUUGCAUUUGCCAAGAAAGAUGGCAUCCAAAAUGGUUAUGCUCCUAUUAGCCAAUGCUUGCAGCAUUUACCACCUGAAUCGCAAAUGCAAGUAACUGCUUCAGAGGUUCAGAAUCUUCUGGCUUCUGGUAGAAAAAUGGAGGCUCUACAAUGUGCGCAAGAAGGCCAUUUAUGGGGACCGGCACUUGUCAUCGCGGCUCAACUUGGGGAUCAGUUCUAUGUAGACACUGUGAAACAAAUGGCCCUUCGCCAGCUGAUACCCGGGUCACCUUUACGGACAUUGUGCCUACUCGUUGCGGGACAACCAGCUGAAGUGUGUCCCACUGGAAGUAGUAGUAGCAUGCUUGACAAUUGGGAAGAGAAUUUGGGUAUAAUAACUGCUAACAGAACCACAGAUGACGACCUUGUGAUUAUUCAUCUUGGAGAUAGCAUGUGGAAAGAAAGAGGGGAGAUAAUUGCGGCGCAUAUUUGCUAUUUAAUCGCAGACAAGAACUUUGAUCCAUACUCAGAAAGCGCCAGACUCUGCCUUGUCGGAGCGGACCAUUGGAAAUGUCCUCGAACAUACGCAAGUCCAGAUGCUAUACAGAGAACAGAGUUAUAUGAAUACUCUAAGACGCUGGGAAACUCUCAGUAUAUCCUGUUACCGUUUCAACCAUAUAAAAUCAUAUAUGCUCAUAUGCUGGCUGAAGUUGGUAAACUUUCUACUGCACAAAAGUACUGUCAAGCAGUAAUAAGAUGCCUCAAGACUAGCCGAUCAUCUGAAGUAGAAAUGUGGAAGCAGUUUGCUUCAUCUCUUGAAGAGAGAAUCCGUAGCCAUCAAGAGGGUGGGAAUUUGGCCCCAGCAAAACUUGUUGGAAAGCUGCUGAACUCUUUGUGGGGGAUGCCACCACCUGCACCACAUUCAACAACUGGAAACCCGCAGGUAAAUGAGUAUCAACAUCAACAGCAGGAAGCGGCUAAGUUAUCAUAUAGUCAAUCCGCUAAUACAAUGUCAUCAUUGAUGCCACCUGCUUCAAUUGAACCCGUACAUGAGUGGGGUGGGAACGGGAGGACAAUGGCAGCACAUUCUAGAAGUGUAUCAGAGCCAGAUUUCAGUAGGACGCCAAUACAGGUCUAUAUCACUAGAAAACCAUUUCUUUUUCUUCUUUUUUGUUAGUAACAGAUGCGGGUAAGUUGCUCCCUCAUCAUGCUAUUUCCCCUAUCCAGCUACCCCACACUCAGAUAUAUCACUGGAUCGAGUAGUCCUAAGGAGGCUUUCUAAGUAUACCAACCAAUACGCGUCAGAAAACCAUUGCUUAUUGCUUAAAUGUUUGUCUUUUCUGAUAGGAUCAGACUGACUCCUCAAAAGACAAAGCUCCUGAUGGGGUGACACAGGUGAAAUCAACUCGGAAGGUGCCAAGUUCUCGGUUUAGCCGCUUUGGUAUUGGCAUAUUGAAGAACACUGUAGGGAAGGUCUUCCCAUCUCGAUCAUCUAAUGAGGCAAAACUGGGUAAUGAGAAUCAAUUCUACUAUGACGAUAACCUAAAGAGAUGGGUGGAAAGAGGUGUGGAACCCCCAGCUGAGGAAGCUGCACUACCUCCUCCUCCAACGUCAGUCCCAUUCCGAAGCAACUCAUUGGGUCAUGAAAACAAGUCUGAGAUAAAGAACGAGAUGUCUCCAUCUAGUGGGAGCUGGAGUAGUGGCAGCCCAACUCCGUCAGAGAAUUCUCCGGGAAUCCCACCAGUCUCACAGGGCUCAAACCAAUUCUCAGCUCGUGGACGUAUGGGUGUGCGUGCAAGGUACGUUGACACCUAUAAUCAAGGCUCCUCGAGCAUGUAUCAGUCACCUCCCGUGCAAUCUUCUAAACCACCGAUUCCUGCGAAAGCAAAAUUCUUUGUCCCAGCAGCACCGGCAUCGUUUGCAAACGACCAGGUAAUGGAAUCGGUUAGUGCUGAAACCAGACAAGAGAACUCAGGAGAUGAAGCAGUAGUAGGCUCUGCAGGCGCUCCAGGACCAAGCCAGGCUUCAUUCCAGUCCCCGACACCAUCUCCAAUUGCAAUGCAGAGAUUUCCAAGUGUAGACAACAUCAGAAGAAGUGGAUCAGGAACAAGCCUUAAUGGUGAUCUUCCUCAGUCAGUAUCAAGAAGAACAGCUUCAUGGAGCGGAAGCGUCAACAGCUCGUCGUUUAUGUCUCCAACGAGUGCAUCAACAUUCAGACCAAGCCCACUGAACAGUAGCAGUAGCAGCUUAGGAGAGGAGCUUCAGGAAGUUGAACUGUAAGUUGAAAAAUCUGUAAUAUCACAAAAGAAAAAAAAAGUUUUGCUCACUGUCACAACAGGUUAGAUCGAUCAAUCAAUCAAAUGUUAAUCCAUGAGUUACCCCAAAAUUACAUGAAGCACUUUCUCUGCUUCUGUCAAUGACAGGGGGCAAAUAUGUAUUAUGCCGUUUGUAUUUUUUUUUUAUUUUCUUACUAAAUAUAAAUUCAUUAAAUUUCUUUGUUAACAGACUUGAGGAAUUACACAAUAAUACACAUUAAUAUUUCGUUCAUGAGUGGUAAUGAAAUUUGUUCACCA